CAACAUUGACACACUCGGUCGGUCAUGUUAAGAACUUUUGUCAAACAUAAAGGAUAACAUUUGAUUUAAGCAACUAAGUAUGCGUCGAGAUCUCUCGUCAUAAAAAGAAGUUUACUUGCUACGAAAUGAAAGGUUAAGAUAAAAGGGUUGCAUGUUUGAGAGCAAGUAAUGAAAGGCUGAGAAUGCUGCCUGCAAGGACAGGGGGAAAUUCCGAACGAAGAACAUCUAUCUAUAAGAAUGAGCAAGGAACUACUGGUGUGCUGUUUUGGGAAAAAUGAUAAUACGAAGCCACCACCAUUGUUAUAGCCUACAGUUUCCAGAGAGACCUGCCAAAUCUAGUAGUUACAGACUCGACCUCAACUACAACAGCAACAAGAAGAGCAACCUUGUAGCUGUAGGAGGAUUGAAUUGGUAUGCUACAACGACAGCAGCGAUCAAAGGCAGCAGUCGGCGCCUGCUUAUGAGAAGAAGCAUUACGACGAGUGUGCUCGCGGCGGCCUGUGCAGUAGUACUAUUAGUCUCGCCGCCUCCUGCCGGUACAGCGGAACAGAGGAAGAAGAGGGAAGGCGGGGAGGAGGAGGAGGAGACGCUGGGGAAUUUGCCGCAGACUCUAUCGGGGGAAUGUGAAGCGGAAGAGGGGAAGGAUUGCAAGAAGGCGAUGAGGAUACAGAGACCCAAAUCCAGGAAAGCAGAGGCUUGCACCGUGAAAUGCGUCAACACCUGCAUCCGCGGCGGUUAUGGCUCCCCUGGCGAAGGACCUUUCAGUAUCAUCAGACCUCUGGUGGUGUUCAAGCAAGGGUUUCGCAGCCGCCAUUACUGCCUGGUAGAGUGCUCUGAUAUCUGCAAUCUAAUCGGUGAUGGCGACGAUGAUGGACCCUGAAACAGACCCACUCUGCCUUCAAAUUGUCUAUCCACUUUUCAAUGUAUCACAGGGAUGGACGAGAACAAGCAUCCUGCUUUCCUCCUAUUAUUUUGCAAGGGAAUUGAUAAACGUCGUCUUUAAAAUUAUUAUUGGUCGUCCUAAAAAAUAACAAAGUUACACUUUUAACCUUUUGUCAUCUUUAGCAAACAAACAUCACUUUAACUAAAAAAGGAAAAACACUCAAUUUCCCACACUCUCGAAUUCAUCGUGACAUUCUCGAGUCGUAAUUGUUGGGAAUACGUCCGAAUCAUGAGUAGCGACUCCGAUGAGGUAAAAAUCCGAUUUUUUUUCAAAAAAAUCCAAAACCCCUCAACCGAAGCCAAUUUUCGGUUGUACCAUGACUCAACCUAAGGCAAUUUUCGGUUGUACCAUGGACCAACCGAAAAUUGCCUUAGGUUGCACCAUGGCUCAACCGAAGCCAAUUUUCGGUUGUACCAUGGCUCAACCUAAGGCAAUUUUCGGUUGGUCCAUGGUACAACCGAAAAAUUCCUUAGAUUGAGCCAUGGUACAACCGAAAAUUGGCUUCGUUGAGGGGUUUCGGAUUUUUUUUGAAUUUUUUUUGUUUUAUAUCAAUAAUUUUCUAUUCUUUUA
Messenger RNA from Linum trigynum, 1513 nucleotides. NCBI's taxonomy places the organism in Eukaryota, Viridiplantae, Streptophyta, Magnoliopsida, Malpighiales, Linaceae. The record is from the annotation of a GenBank genome assembly.